AUGCCUCCCAAGAAGCGCAAGGCAUCAUCCACUGCCACAGGCGGCAGCACGGCGAAGAGGGCUCGUACCGCCACCAGCUCGGGUGCCAGCGGCAGUGCCACGACAGCAGACGACCUGCGCGCCCGUGGCUGGCUUGACGAGCACAGCGUCAUCAUCGACGGCAGCAGGAGGACCCGUCGCGAGACGAGGUCGACCGCAGACGAGCACGCCCAGCUGCUGGCCGAGAGGGCCCGCCAGGAACAAGAGAGACGCACUCGUAUCGCCAGGCGGAACGCCUUGAGGCGAAACAGGACAAGUCGGGUGGCCAGGGACCAACCACCAAGGAGUCCGAGUUGGUCGCCUCCCCAUCAUGAGCCAGCGCCCGAGCUUCAGCCAGCUCCUCAACUCCAGCCAGCUCCCCAGCUUUGGCAGACCCCUAACCGCGCCGCGCCAUCCACCCACCGCGCGCCUGCGCAGAGCUCUGCCGCGCUCGCUCUCGCGACUGGUUCCGCACAGGCGAACCAAGGAGGAGCCCGGCCCACCUCGCCCUUGACCAUCCCGCUCGCUCAAACACUGCGAGAUUCCCCAGAGCCGUCGUCCCAACGCGCGCAGAACUCGCUGCCCGCAUGGCGCACACCGGCUGGCUCUGCUGGCGCGGCCGCGCGCGUGCCGCCAUCCAGCCAGGGCCGUACGCCCUUCUCCGGCGGGCACGCGGGGAACAGCUCGUCGUUCGGUCUGCCUUCCUUUGACCCAGCCACGCCGAGACUCGGUAACAACAGCACAAUGGUGCUCUCGUCCCCUGACCCGAUACCAGACACGCCAGCCAACGGCCCAUCCUCGCCUCCAAGCGCAGAGACCCCGACAGCGGAUGUGCUUGGAUCCGCCUCAAGUUCGGGGAGUCAGAGAAGCAGCGGCUUCCGCGGUAGCAUGCGUGGCAGGCCACAGCCCAACCUUCGCCGCGAGACUCUCGAAAGGUCGGCCCGUGGAACGCGCACUGAACGUUAUAAUCCACCAAGCCAGUCCCCCUUCCAUCACAGCCUUGCCAGCUCCUCUAGGGCAUCGCAGGGGGUGGACAACACGCCGACCCCGAUGGCGCGCUCGACCUCCUCGCGAGCAGGCCAUGGCACCACUCAGACGCCGCAAGCGGACCCGGAUAUGACGUUUGGCUCGCUCUUCACGGCGACGCCUCCGCGCGUCUCUGCUGGGCCGGACUGGUGGGUUGGCCAGUCUCGCGGCCCGACACCAACGCCUGCCAACCCAGCCCAGGCCGAUAACCCCAGCAGCAGCAGCAGCCGCCAUGCCUCGGCUACAGGUCGUAGACGUAGGAGUAGAGCGCCACGUAGGACCUUGUCGAGGCGAGAGGCGACCAGGAGCCCAGGCGGUACUGUAAUGACCAACGGCGAUGACGACGGUAGCACUACGAACAGCAACACCGAAAGUGACGAGGACGACGAAGAGCAGACCCCCUACACCGGCGCUAAUUCCGUUGGACCGCGCAACCGCCACCAGGCGUCUGGUUCGGCCCCGACACCCGAGCAGACCGAGGAGCAGCGGGCGCGCCUCGCUGCGGUGGAAGAGACUCUCGACGCUGCGGAGCAGGGCACGUUCAUGUUUCCUCGUCCCAUGCGGCACUUGAACAGCGGCCGUCUUCCCGCACUGCAGCAACCGCCGCGGGCCAGGCCUGCCCCACCAUCGUCUCCGCUGCUUGGUAUCGACGCGAUCCUCGGCCAAAUUAGGUCGUCACGACGACCUGGGGACAGAGACGACGAGGAGGACACCGAGGAGGCAAAGCGUGAGCCUGAGGAGUGA
Molecule: messenger RNA, 1788 nt
Organism: Emericellopsis atlantica
Lineage: Eukaryota; Fungi; Ascomycota; Sordariomycetes; Hypocreales; Bionectriaceae
Exons: 3
Coding region: 1-1788 (595 amino acids)
Source: RefSeq, a predicted model, not a curated record